UAAAUCGUGCUGUAACAGCAUAAAAACUUGAUCAAAUAUCCAGGAAACUGCGAGGCUACCAACCAAAAAAAACAAGAAUACAUUUUAAGAACAUCCUAAGUUAAAUCAGAGCUUUGCGAGAGUAGGCUACCACCCAUCGAUUUAUUCAAUGGAAUAUCAGAAAGCCGUGGAAAUGAACGGACUGUGCAAUGACAAGAUUGUCAAUGAGUUUCGGUGUCACAACGGGUUCAGUGAGCUGUCGAUCGAAGCGAAGAAGGCUGCGCUCCAGUGCAACGAGGAGAAGUCUCGGAAGGAGUCGGAGGACGAGUCCAACCUGCCGGCGCUGGAGGCUGCCUAUACGAGCAUCCUUCGGGGGCUGGGAGAGGAUACCGAGCGCCAAGGGCUUCUCAGGACGCCGGUCCGUGCCGCAAAAGCGAUGCAAUUUCUCACAAAGGGCUACCAUGAGAAUGUCUACGAUAUCCUGAAUGACGCCAUAUUCGAUGAGGACCACGAUGAGAUGGUGAUUGUGAAAGACAUAGACAUGUUCUCUCUCUGCGAACAUCACCUGGUGCCCUUCUUUGGAAAGGUGCAUAUUGGAUAUCUUCCAAGUAAAAAAGUGGUUGGCUUGAGCAAACUGGCAAGAAUUGUUGAAAUCUUCAGCCGGAGGCUCCAAGUUCAGGAACGGCUGACCAAGCAGAUCGCCCACGCCAUCUGCGAAGCCCUCCAGCCAGCGGGAGUGGCGGUGGUCAUCGAGGCAGCGCACAUGUGCAUGGUCAUGCGUGGCGUGCAGAAGAUUAACAGCCGUACCAUCACCAGCACCAUGCUGGGCGUGUUCCGGGAGGACCCCAAGACACGGGAGGAGUUCCUGACCCUGGUCAAGGGCAGCUAGAACCCCUCAACCUCAGCCUGACUGCACCUUCUGUCCCCCCCAGGAACACAUUACACACUUCUGUUAUCAUUCCAUUUCCUCUCUCUCGCUUUCCACCAGAGAUGUUCACAAGUCGUCAAAUGCAAGUCCAUGUCAAGUCUCAAGUCUCUGAGCUAGAGUCCGAGUCUCCAGUAUGGUGCAGCCUAAACAACAGUGUGGCUAUAGAAAUGAAUCACGAUCCCUACGCUAAUUGAAGAUACAGAAACCAGAAGUGUAGGAGACAUAUUUUGUAUAAGACAUCAACCGAAGAAGCAGUAUUAUCAGGGGCACACAAAAAGAUAGUGGUUAUUUCAUUUAUUUAUUCAUAUAUCAAUGAACUACCACGCCUGAGCCAAUGUUUUGGCAAAGCCUUUCUCAAGAUGGCUGGAGAAAGGCUUGCCAAAACCUCAGGUCUGGUGUGGUAGGUCAUUGAUAUAUCAAUAAAUAAGAUAAAAUAAAUAACCAUUGUAUUUUUAAGAUCUCAUGUGACAUAAUGUAAGCAUUACCAUGGGCUGCAAUAUAAGAUGAUGGUCAAUAACAGAAUAGGGGCCGGUUACAUGAACACAGAUUAAUCUUAAUCCUGGACUAAAUGCAGCUUUGUGUAGAUAAUCUCCAAUUAAAUUUAGUCUAGGACUAGGCUUAAUCUCCAUCUGUGACUAAUUAUAGUUAUAACUUUAUUUGUAGAUGAAGUUACAAAGUGUUGAAAUUUGAAUCAUAUUGCAGUAUUGGUUUAUUACAGUUCUUUACAAUCACUUUGACACUAAUUUCAGAACCUUGAGGUCAUUUUUGAAAACUGUAGACACAAAACUCGAAAUGGAUCAUCAAAAUGGAAACUUUUCAAAACUCUAAACAUUUUUUUUCUAUUGCUUGGAUACAAUAUACAUAAACCAAAAAUCAUUUGAUCACUAAACCAAAUCACUCAACUCAACUUUACUUUCAAAGUAUUAGCAUUUCAAAAUGAAAUACACACAUUACAUUUGAAAAGACUGUCUUUUCAUUCAUUACAAUGCAUCUAACUGCCAAUGUAUCCAAUGUACUUUUUUCAUUAGCCUACUUUUUAAUUUUUUGGUCGGAUGUGAAAUAGGUUGGAUGUCACCCUGCUAGUGCCAGCACAGGGGACAUGUAUCGACCACCACUUGUGGUCUUUCUAAAAGUGGAGCCACUCUAAGCCAUAAAAGGUGGUGUGCAUGAAACUAUGAUAUAUUUGCUCUCAAAAAAUAAGUAGGCCUAAAUGAUCCCAUCGACUCGCUAGUUUAUUUCAGCCGCUUCCCUAUGUUCUGUUUGGAUAUGAUUCAUAUGGUUCAUAUGAUUCUGACCUACUUACUGUUGCCAUAUUAUUGUAGCCGAGCUUGUGCUGAAAACAAAGAUAUGAAACACUUAGGAAAAGGUCUUUCCAUCCAUUACAAUGCAUCCGACUACCAAAGUAUCCAACUACUAAAAAUUAUAAAUGUGUGUAACAUUACAUAACAUAACAGUUUUAUGGAAACUGAUCACUGUUACAACAUUCCAUGUUUAGAUCAUGAAUGUUUUAGGAUAAAGAAGUCUAUUGACACCAAUUACUUUGGAACAGGAUCAAUUUUACCAGAUUGUCAUUGAAUGUAAUAUUGCCUCACCAUCCUUUGUCACUGGGCUUUUCAACCUUUUUGGACAUGCACGUUCGAGCUGGUUGUCAAAUGGCUGAUGAUUGAUUUUACAUAGUGGUAAGAGCAGGUGUAAGGAUGUGUAUCCACCUGCAACAACAUAGCGACAACAUGGAGCAGUCAGAUGGUCCAUGUUAGAAUAGGGAUCAAGCAGUGAGAGGAGGAGGAAGAGGAGGAGGAGGUGAGGUGGUCAAUGGAAUGGCAGACGACAGGUACUCCUUCAGAGAGGUGGCCUUGUUUCUCAUCUGGGGGGGAUCGUCCUAGUAGAAGACCGUGUCUUUCACUGCAGUUCAGAUUUUUUGUUGCUAUGCUAUUUCAGUUUUCUUUACAAUUUGAUUACAGUGUUUUUACACUUUUUCUUCAUACAACUCUCUGCGCCAACAUGCAGCUCGUCAGUUUAUUUAAUUCACAAAAUGGAUCAAAACUACCAAACCACUGCAAGCAUGUCUCAAAGGAAAAGCACCAGCACUAGAAACACUAAUAACCAGUGGCAUUACUGUCGAUGCUCUAUUUUCUGUUAGUGAUUUUCAAAUUGGACUGUAGAAAUGUAUAGUAUAGUAUAUAUAUAUAUGUAUAAUGUAUAUUCAAAUUGUACUGUAGAAAUGUAUAGUUUUCAGCCUGAUUUUUUGUAAAAGCAAUGAAAAAAUAAUUCAGUUUGGUCCACAUACAGUGCUCUUGUGCUAACUGUGAAAAGUUCUAAAAAGUAUUAAAAAAUGCUUGUUUGCUAUUGUGAAAAAAAAAAGAAAAAAGAAAACUGAAACAAACCCAGUAUGUUAUAAUUAUAUUUUUCAACGAUUCCACUCUCUUCUACUAUUCCCUUUAUUUAGAACCACAAAAAGACCACAUUGAAACAUGCAUCAAGUAUUUUUUCAUGCUACAGUAAAGUGAAGUGAAGCUAUAGGUAUCUUUUGUGUGGGCGAUCUAAACAAAUGUUCCUAUAGUAUUUCAUGAAAAAUGAGGAAUGAGUGAACCAAUGAGUUUAGAAUUGCAAGAUUUCUUCAAGGAUAUCAAUGCACAAUGCAUGUUUUGAACAGGCGAACGGGCUGCGUUUACAAGUGCUUACCAUUUUGAGUGUUGUGUUUUGUAAAUAAAGCACAAUCUUUUGAGAUUA
Conger conger (European conger) is the source of this 3637-nucleotide messenger RNA. RefSeq names its product GTP cyclohydrolase 2 (gene gch2). Gene Ontology annotation, molecular function: zinc ion binding; GTP binding; GTP cyclohydrolase I activity. Gene Ontology annotation, biological process: tetrahydrobiopterin biosynthetic process; tetrahydrofolate biosynthetic process. The record is from RefSeq and is a predicted model, not a curated record. Gene Ontology annotation, cellular component: cytoplasm. The coding region runs from base 149 to 868 and encodes 239 amino acids. NCBI's taxonomy places the organism in Eukaryota, Metazoa, Chordata, Actinopteri, Anguilliformes, Congridae. The transcript has 6 exons.